This is a messenger RNA of Toxotes jaculatrix (banded archerfish), 4408 nucleotides long. It is a transcript of the gene plpp2b, whose product is annotated as phospholipid phosphatase 2b. Lineage: Eukaryota; Metazoa; Chordata; Actinopteri; Toxotidae. The transcript is spliced from 6 exons. Gene Ontology annotation, molecular function: phosphatidate phosphatase activity. Bases 591 to 1475 code for a protein of 294 amino acids. Gene Ontology annotation, biological process: phospholipid metabolic process; phospholipid dephosphorylation; signal transduction. The record is from RefSeq and is a predicted model, not a curated record.
GAGUCCUCUGUACACAACAGACAUAAAAAGUUGGUUUUCAAGGCAGGGAGAGAAAAUUCAAGUAAACCGCGAAGAGGUUUUCUCUCUUGCUCUUUGCACGCCUGUGCGUAAAAACGUCGAGCCUGGCUAUGAUCAGAUAGCCAGAGAGGAGCCAGAGAGGAGCCAGAGAGGAGCCAGAGAGGAGCCAGAGGAGGAAGUUGGAAGGAGGGACCAAUGCAGUGUGGCGUGGUGUGAGCGGAGCAAGAGUUUAUACUGGGUUUUCCGGGCGCUUCCAGCUCUGAAAUCGGCGGAUCUCUUUAGUUCUGGCGCUAUACUCAAAGCAGGAAUAAGCAGGGACGUAAGACUCCAGUAGUGCUUUGUACCUGCUCAGACAUGAGUUUUUAACACGCUGUCGUUUUAAGAAAGUUACACACCUAUGCUGUCAAUGUCAGCACAGGUAGUGAAGAGGAUCCCGGAAGAACUCGUAGUUCAGGUUACCAGCUUGUUUGCAUAGACUGUACUUCUAUUCCAAAGCGAGCGAGAGCCGAUGGACUUGUUUAUCUUAUUCAAGAAGUAGUUAUUUUCUGUUAUAGCUGUCGAUUUCAAAGUAAAUGAACGGAAAGAAGAUGAAGGAGAUGAGGAAGAAGAAGCUGUACGUGGUGAUGGACGUGCUGUGCGUUUUAGUUGCGGCAUUGCCCUUCAUCAUUAUGACUAUCGUAUUCAAGCCAUAUCAAAGGGGUGUUUACUGUGACGACGAGAGCAUCAAGUACCCCCUAAAACCAGACACCAUCACCCAUGGCAUGCUGGCAGCCGUCACCAUAUCCUGCACUGUCAUCAUUAUCUCUUCUGGAGAGGCUUAUCUGGUUUACAGCAAGAGGAUUUACUCUAAUUCAGAUUUCAACCAGUAUGUGGCUGCACUCUACAAGGUAGUGGGCACCUUCUUAUUUGGAGCAGCUGUCAGCCAGUCACUGACAGACCUUGCCAAGUUCACUAUCGGCCGCCCGAGACCUAACUUCUUGGCUGUGUGUGGCCCCAAGAUCUGCAAGGGAUACAUGCAGAUGAUCAACUGCACAGGCAAACCAGAGGACGUCACAGAGUCUAGAUUGUCCUUCUACUCUGGUCACUCCUCUUUUGGAAUGUACUGCAUGCUCUUCCUUGCACUAUAUGUGCAGGCGAGGCUCGUGGCUAAGUGGGCCAGACUCCUCCGGCCCACCAUCCAGUUCUUCCUGGUGGCCUUCGCGGUAUACGUGGGUUACACCCGAGUCUCUGAUUACAAGCACCACUGGAGCGACGUGCUGGUGGGGCUGCUGCAGGGAGCGCUUGUUGCUGUACUCAAUGUGCGCUUUGUGUCAGACUUCUUUAAGAAGCGUCCUCCACGUUGCACUAGGCAAGACGCGGCUGAUAGCGAAGAGCCAGAGAGAAAACCCAGCCUGCAGAUUGCAGACUCCGAGCACACCAACCAUUACAACUACCACCACAGUCCAGGACCUGUGUGAUAGGGGGCUGACGCUGGGGAACAAAGGCUGCAGCCUGCAGGCCCCAAACCUGUGUGAUAGGGUCCAACCCAGGGGCUUCACCCUUGAUUAUGCAGUGGACAGUGUUUAGUUUAGGGAAUAACCUUGAUCACCUGCAGCCUUGACUCUGUAGGCUGUUCACUGCAGACUCCAGAAGGUAAGUAAGAAGUUCGUUGAGUAUGAAAUGUUAAAUUUUGGAGUCUGCAAGCAGCCCUUUGAAUUUAUGAAAGAAGUGAAGUUAGGGAUCUGGUCUGUAGCUUGUAGCCUCCAAGCCCCCAGCUCCUUCCCCACAUGUCAACCACUCACACCCUGCCUGCUCCCCAACCACUGGACUGACUGAAGGGGCUGCGUCCCAUUGCCAGGUCUCUGAGCCCCCUCUCAAAGAUGCCAUAAUGACCUCCUUUUCUCCUGUAAGAGAGAGAGGAGCACUUUAUUUUUAAGACGUUGUUGAUGUUGAAGUGUAUUUGCUCAAAGCUGCAAUAAGCGCAAAACUCCUAACUACAGCAGCCAAAUUAUGAUAUACCGUUAAGUGCUUAAGUGCUUGUGGCUAAUGUGUUAGCAAACAAGUAACACAGCAGAAGCAGAGAAGCAUGUGCAUGCCCACUUUUCUGGCCAUCUGAUGAAUGUAAGUCUGAUAGUUACUUUGUGUUAAUGCCUGUCUUAGCCCACCAACUGGCUCUCUUUGGUUUGGUAAAACUUUCACUUACUUUACCAGCCACUCGUUGAAUUAAGCAGGAUGUAGUGUUUCUAAGGCUGUGUUUGCAGAGAACUGCUGACCACAGUUUUAUAUGAUGUGCCAGUAAGAGCGGUUGGAUUUCCGUGAACCAAAACAACAAUCUGGAUGAGCCUGAAAAAUGCAGUGCUUUGGGAUGGAAAGAUCUGGGUAUUGAUUCACAGUGGGACUGGAAGUAGUGGCAACUCCUUUUACAUUAACGUCAAAUAUGUUGCUUAAUGAAGCUUUAAUGUGUUUUGUAUUUUUUUAAUUUCCGUAUGCAGAGAAGUUCAUUUAUAGUGCACCUUAAGCUGGUUUCAUACCAUUAAACUGUUACAAAUCAUAACAAAUUGUUUAAAAUUUGAAAUCAGUUCACAAUAGAUGAGCUAAUUUUCUCCAUAUAUCAAGGCUCACAGACUAAAAAGCUGCUUUGAAGGGAGAUGCAUUCAUACUUAACCAACAUGCAGAACCGUAAACAACAUACAGAGAUAAAUACUUUGAGCUGAAACAUCCCUACUAGCUGCCCUAACUGCCACACAAACAGGUCUGGGAAUCUACUAUGAGAAACAAUAAGAUGUUUUGAAUGUGACUAUACAGGUUUUCCGUUCCUGGUGACUCACUAUUUAGAUCAAGUCUGAUUCGCUAGUACCAGAAUUUUCAACUCACAGCAGUUAUUCUGUCCUUUAGUUACUGCCAUGUUGUAUCUCUGCCCAAUUGUUUCUGGACGAGUGUCUGGCUUAUCUGUGGCGUAUAGGACAUAACAGUCCUUCAGGGCAGACUAUGACUAGAAUGGGUCAGAUUCACCCUUAACAGAGAGAGAUGCUUUUCUAAAAUGUAUAGUUUGUGAUUGAUUCAUGUUUCCCCUGUGUUAAAUGGACUGCAGAGGUAGAGACCAUUGAUGCAGAUAAUGUUAAGUUCUGUUGGACUUUAUGCAUAGUACCACUACUAUAAUGCCAAUCAAAUGUUAAGAAAUUUGGCCUCUAUUUUGUUUCUGUUUUUUUCCCUUUGUUUUAAUUUGUUUUUGUGUUAUUAUGUUUUCCUUUCUCAAAUAAUAGUAAUCAAAGAAGGAUGCGACAACCAUUUUGAAAAUGGUGUUUAAUUUAUUUUAAAUAUAAGAAGUUCUUUAUUAACUCUGAUAAGUUUGGAAUUGCCAGCGCUGUUAAAGUUUUUGUGCAAUCACCCCUGCUUGCCACUAUGAGCCACAAAUACUGUACUAUGUACUAUCUACUUAUGCUAUGAGACAUGUUUCAUGCUCUGUGAAGGAUGUGUAUAAAUACGCUUGUACGUUUCUUUUUUUUUUCACUUUGGUAAGUUUUAAUUUCACCUGUACAGUGUACUUUGGCCAAUGCCUUCACAGACUGGUGCCUAUUGGAGCUGCCUCACAAACGGAUCCAAUUCCAGGUCCAAACAUAAGCCAGAUUCCUUGGCAGAGCUUUUAAAGGGAUGUUGUAAUGAUAAAGUGUUACAAACCCAGCUAUGUUUUUGAAGCAAGUAACACAGCUCCAUUCCCACUUCAAAGAAUCGUCUAUGUUCCUUUUCCCUUUCCUGUGUUGAUAGAUGGGGUUAAUUUGUGAAUAAGGUCUCCUGUACAGUUCUUGUACUGCAUGCAGACCCCUGGGGGACAGACAGCAGAUCAGACAGAGCUCAGAUUUGAUAGGGGGAGGGACAGGAAGACAGAGAGAAUCUCACCUGGUAGUGAUUUGGAGGCCCUGAAGCUGAGCUUGGUCAAGGGAGAGGCGGGGUGCUUUAGGAGUGGAUGUGUGGGGUAUCCCAUGGUGAACCUUGGUCCCUGGGGACCUUCUACACAUUUAAAACACAGAUUUACAACAACAAAACAGCUGGAACUGGUUGCGGCGAAGUGCCAUACAAGCCCACUCCCCUGCUCCCUACAUCUAAAUCAUCUGUGCGUUACAGCAGCCAGACUAAUAGCCCAAAAUGAGGAUGAGGAUGUAGAAACGUCAUAGUAUUUGAUCUCCCUCCAGUUUUGUGGAAACCAAGGCUCUCAGCUGGUAAUGUGGCUCCAUGUGUUUUUAUGCUUUACUGGAUUAGUGCUUUAGAAUGGGCACUGGUUGGCCAAUCUUUUUAUGUGUUAUGUUUUAUGUUUAUACGACAACUUGUAGAUAUGGUUCAUGUCGUUUUUGUUUAUACACUAUAGUAUCUAAGUCUCUAAAACAGAGAAUUUUAAAUAAAUAUAUAAUCUGCA